Messenger RNA from Haplochromis burtoni (Burton's mouthbrooder), 4247 nucleotides. It is a transcript of the gene atxn2l, whose product is annotated as ataxin 2-like. Gene Ontology annotation, biological process: cytoplasmic stress granule assembly. Gene Ontology annotation, molecular function: RNA binding. The coding region runs from base 1112 to 3955 and encodes 947 amino acids. Gene Ontology annotation, cellular component: cytoplasmic stress granule. The transcript is spliced from 23 exons. Lineage: Eukaryota; Metazoa; Chordata; Actinopteri; Cichliformes; Cichlidae. The record is from RefSeq and is a predicted model, not a curated record.
UCAAAUAUGAGUCUGGUUCAUCCACCUUUAAAAAGCUGACAAAAAUAAUUGGUCUGAAAUUUUCUUAAAAGUUGCUCCACAGCAGAUUUAAGACCAGAUGAUCAAAAUCCCAGCAGUAUAUUUAAUCAUGUAAAUCAGUGUUUUACUGAUUUAAUCUCACUUGUUUUACGUUGUUACUUUAUUACAUUUAAUUGUAGAAUGUAGUGGCAGUGCCUGACACCAGGGGGCGCUACACUUAUUGUGCACUGUUUUGGCUAAAAACCACAAGAUAAAUGUGGAUGUUCUGGUUUUAGCAUCACCCAGACUAAGAUACCGGCUAAUUAACACUUUCAUGCAUUAUGACAAUCUGGAUUGGUUUUUAAGUAUUUUUAUUCAUAUUUAGGCAUGAAAAAGGUUUCUUAACUGUUUUCAUUUAAUUUUUGUUUAAACAUGUGCUUUUCAAAGACUCUUACAUGUCCACUUAGGUGGACAACAUCACCUUUGGAGUGGGUGGCAAGUAUGGGGUGACAUCAGUGUCCAAUGUAGUAGUUUAUGUGAAAGUAUACAAGCAAACAGCCUUUGAAUAUCUGUAACUGUAGUGACCACUGUGUGAAACGGUUAAAUAACAUCAAUCAAAUCCAGCAGUUUCACAGAACUGGAGCUCACACCUGUUGGACCGUCUGUUAGUACAGUGACCUCACAGCAGCCAUAUUAUUGGUCAGAGGGCUCCAACACAAACAUAGUCCAGUUCAGGUGAAGCGAGCGGCUACAGCUGCCUUUCACCUCUCGGUUUGCCUCUGGUGGAUGUUGCAGGAACUGCAGAUUUCUGAGCUGCUUCAGCUCAAAAGAGGAGCUGCUUCGUCUUCAAGAUGGACAUGGGUGUAUUUGGACAGUCGUGAUCUCAAAAUGAUAAAAUGUUAGGAACAAUCUGGAGUCCAUGGUGAUGCAAGGUGUGAUGCGAACAACCUGCGGUGGUACUGGACAACAUCACAGCUCAUGUUUUAGACAUGGGCGCAUAUUUAAAAUGCAAAGUGCUUCAAUCAAUCUGAACUUUCCUGAAAGGUGCAUGCAUUACUUUAAAGUCAGUAAAUUAUUGGUUUGCUAAUUGAUCCUGGAUGAAAGCCAGUGAAGGAUGAUUGAACCGGCUCUCAGGAGCAGGAGCACCAUGAAGCCACCUCCACUGACGCAGUCUCCUCCUGUGCGCAGCUCUGUAUUUGAAGGCGUCUACAACAACGCGCGCAUGCUUCACUUCCUCACAGCGGUGGUGGGCUCCACCUGCGACGUGAGAGUGAAAAAUGGUGCCGUGUACGAGGGAAUCUUCAAGACUCUGAGCUCGCAGUGUGAGCUGGCUGUGGAUGCUGUUCACAAAGUGAGUGACGGAGGAGGAGGGAGCCAGCCCUCUGCUCCCAGGAUCGAGGAUGUUACUGACACCAUGAUCUUCAGCCCCGCUGACCUCGUCACUAUGACGUGCCGGGACGUCGACUUGACCUUUGCCGUCAGAGACUCGUUCACGGACUCGGCCAUCGGCUCGUCGCGGCUGAACGGGGAGCACCGGGAGAAGGUGCUGCAGCGGUGGGACGGGGAUGGAAACGGAGACGGCUUUGACCUGGACUCGGACACGUCGAACGGCUGGGACGCCAACGAGAUGUUCAAGUUUAACGAGGAAGCGUACGGCGUGAAGUCGACCUACGACUCGAGCCUCUCCAUGUACACCAUGCCUUUGCAGAGGGGGAACUUGGAGGUGUACCGGCAGCGGGAGGCUAGGGCGGCGCAGCUAGCCAGUGAGAUCGAGAGCAGCCUGCAGUACCGCCGCCGCGUCUCCCUGGAGAACGACGAGGGAAGGAGCGAGGAGGACAAGUACAGCUCGGUGGUCCGAGAGCGGGAGGAGAGGACGAGUCCUGGGUUCGCCUCCACGAGCAGGGAGGCGAAGUACGUCCCCCUCCCUCAGAGGGCUCGAGAGACUGGCCCGUCUGCCAGCAGCAUCAGACCCGGGGCCUCCGGCCGAGCAGCACCGCCUCCCUCCAGACACCUCCCGCCCAGCUGCUCCUCCCCCAAACCAUCCUCUGAUAGGAGCAGCCCUAUGUCUGUCAGGACCGCCUGCUCUCCCAGCCAAUCACGGAGCAGCCCACCUGCCGCCAGCAGCCCGCCCCACACCAACCACGUUCUUCCACACUCGCGCUCGCACCCGCAGGCGCUAACCGACACCACGCGCUCGUCCGUAAACGGUGUUUCAUCCAGAAUGUCUCCGAAAUCCCUUCAGAGACUCCAGAGCAACAGAACGCUGCGGAGCCCGAACUCCCAGUCCACGCCUGCAGCAUCUCGUGCUAUGAAACCAGACGCCCCUCCCCAGGAUCCUCCGUCUGUCGACCCCGGUUCCUCCUCCCUUUCCACUGUCACCAUGACGACCACCACCAAACCCACUGGCCCCACCCCCCUCUUCCCCGUGGACGUGAGUGAAGUCCUGGGCAACGCCGCCAAAGAGCCGCCUGAAGGUCCGCCCGCUCCACAGGACGGCAAGAACAGCAAAGCUCCGUCUGUGCAGCAGAGGUCUCAGCUGGAGGAGCUCCGCAAGUUUGGCAAAGAGUUCAGGCUGCAGGCGAGCUCCUCCCCUUUGGCGAGCCCCGCCUCUGUAGACGCGCUUCAGGACAGCCCCACCCCCUCCACGGAGUGUUCCUCCUCCUCCUCCUUGUCGUCCCCCAGCCCACCGAGGCCUGUCGUGGCUACAGAGGUAGCUCCACCCAUCUCAGCACCCGCUGCCCUGCUGCCUGCAGCUCCACCCGGCCCCCGCUCCUCAGGGACGGAGGGGCCGACUCCGACCCCGAUCGAAGGGGAGCUGAGCAGCGAGCGAGCGGAGACGCCGACGGCAGCGCAGGUGAAAAACUCGACGCUGAAUCCAAACGCCAAGGAGUUUCUUCCCGUUAAAGGAAACGCGAAACCCGCCUCGAACCCCGUCCCGCCUCGGCCGACCCCGCCCAGCCCCGCGGUGGUCCUCCCAGGCCCGGGACAGCCAGGAGGAGGGGCCAUCUACAGCAGCCCACCUGCACACUACCUGUCCUACAUCUCCCCCAUCCCCCUGCAGGGACACUCCAUCCAGGCUCCUCAGCUGUAUCAGUACACCGUGUCGACCAUCAGUCAGGGGAAAUACCCCAGACCCAAAGGGUUGGUCGGGGGUCCGCGUCCGGAGCACCACGGCUCCCCGGCCUCCUCCAUGAUCUCGGCCUCGGCAGCAGGGCCCCAGCUGGUGGCUUCUCCUUACCCCCAGUCCUACCUGCAGUACAGUCAGGUGAUCCAGGCCUUGCCCCCACACUUCCACGGACAGCCGAUUUACUCGAUGCUGCAGGGAGCGAGGAUGCUGACCUCCGGGGCCGCUCAGCCGCUCGGGCCGCCGGGCCCCCAGUUCCCCGGGCAGGCCGAGGGCCCGCCGGGCCCCCAGCAGGCCAUGUACGCUCCUCAGUCCAUCCAUACUCACCACUCGGGCUCCCUCCAUCCUCCUCAGCCCUCCAGCACACCCACUGGGAGUCACCCCCCACCCCAGCACACGGCCCCCAGCCCAGGACACGCUCAGGUGAGUCAGGGCGCUUCUCAACCUCAGUCCUUGUUUCACUCCGGAGGUCUGUCGGCUCCCACGCCCCCUAACCUGCCGCCGGGCCACGGCUCGCCGCAGGCCGCCUACGCCAUGCAGGGAUACGGCCUGCCCACGCCCCAGCAGCUGACCCACGGCUUCCCGUCAAUCAGCCAGCUCACACAGGCUCACAUAACGGGCGGCAUGUCGGGCCCGCACCACGCUGCCGGCCACGGCCCCCCGCCUGUCAUGCUGCACUACGCCCCCCCUCAGCAGGGUGGCGGCUCCAACCCCCAGCACGGCCCGCCACCCCAGCAGGGGGCGCCGCAGCACUUCUACAUCGGACCCGGUCAAGCUGUCCAGGUCCAGGCUCACCCCGCCCAGCAGCUGUCCUUCCAUCCGUCCGCCAACUGAAGCCGGCCGGAUUCACGAUAGCGGCGUCGCCUCCACCUCGUAACAUUCCCCGCACGCCUGACACGAGUUGAUGUUCUCACCUGGAUGUUUUUUAAAAAGCAGAUCAGACAGAAACGCCUCGCGUGAGGCGGAGCUUCUCGAUUUUUAACAUGUAGGCAGAGACCGUCUGUACACACGGACAUGAAACUGGACUGAAGACGUUCAAACUGGUGGAAACUUUGUGUGCCCCAUUCUUCCUCUGUCCUUUUUACAGACGAAACCAGUUCAUUAUUAAUAAAAGCACUGAAACCGC